Messenger RNA from Alternaria ventricosa, 933 nucleotides. RefSeq lists its product as uncharacterized. The record is from RefSeq and is a predicted model, not a curated record. NCBI's taxonomy places the organism in Eukaryota, Fungi, Ascomycota, Dothideomycetes, Pleosporales, Pleosporaceae. The transcript has 5 exons. The coding region runs from base 1 to 933 and encodes 310 amino acids.
AUGUCUACAACCCUCGGCUCCUUCAUAGCCGGCGGCAUAGCAGCAUGCGGUGCAGUCACAGUAACCCACGGCUUCGAGACCGUCAAAAUCCGACUACAACUACAAGGCGAGCUUAAAGCGAGAAGCGACGCGCCGCGAUUAUACAAGGGCGUCUUCCACGGUGUCAGCGUCAUCUUGAAGAAUGAAGGACCCAGAGGUUUACUACGUGGUCUGGGAUGUGCAUACGUCUACCAAAUGACCCUCAACGGCUGCCGACUAGGCUUCUACGAACCCCUCCGCAAGACCCUCACAAACGUCGUAUACAGCGACCCAGCCGUCCAAUCCUUCGGCAUCAACCUCUUCGCCGGCGCUUCAUCCGGUGUCCUAGGCGCAGCAGCCGGCUCCCCCUUCUUCCUCGUAAAGACGCGGUUGCAAUCCUACUCGCCCUUCCUACCCGUCGGCACACAACACAACUACCGAAACGCCGUCGAUGGCAUGCGGCAAAUAUACGGCGGCGAAGGAGUCAAGGGCCUGUACAGAGGUGUAGGACCGGCCAUGGUACGCACAGGUUUCGGCAGCUCAGUCCAACUGCCCACGUAUUUCUUCGCGAAGAGGCGGUUAGUGAAACAUCUGGGUAUGGAAGAGGGCAUGCCGCUGCAUAUUGCGAGUAGCACGGCCAGUGGCUUUGUCGUCUGCUGUGUCAUGCAUCCCCCGGAUACCAUCAUGUCGCGCAUGUACAACCAGACGGGCAACCUGUACACAUCGGCUUUUGACUGCUUGAGUCGGACGGUCAAGACGGAGGGUAUCUUUGCGCUGUACAAGGGCUACUUUGCUCAUCUGGCGCGCAUUCUGCCCCAUACGAUUCUGACCCUUACACUCGCCGAACAAACGAUCAAGCUCAUGCGCUUGGUAGAAAACCGGAUAGGCGUUUCAGACGUCAAGGAGAAGAUAUGA